UGCGCAUGGGCGGGGAAGGGGGAACCAGCAACACAGACAGCGCGGUCGGGUUUUGGGGGCAGCCGGCGGGAGAGUUCUGGAACUCCCUGAAGCUGAGGCGCAGCGGAGCGUGGCCGCCGAGAAGAACAAUUUAAACCUUGCGGGCUCUGCCGGGAGUCGGCGGCCGGACGCCAGCAGAGUCUCGCACAGCCUCGGCAAGCCUCCAAUUUACAAUGUAGCCAAAGCUAGCCUUGAUCUGGUGAUCUUUCUGCCUCCACAUCUUGAGAGCUGGAAUUACAGCUAUAAGAAGUAGACCAAUCACGUGACUUCCUACGGUGCGAGCCAUGGCACUACCGUUCCGGAAGGACUUAGGGGAGUAUAAGGACCUGGAUGAAGAUGAGCUCCUUGGCAAUCUGUCAGAAACAGAGCUGAAACAGCUUGAAACUGUCCUGGAUGAUCUCGACCCCGAGAAUGCCCUUCUGCCUGCAGGGUUUCGGCAAAAGAACCAGACAUCAAAGUCUGCCACAGGGCCCUUCGAUAGAGAACGUCUCCUUUCUUAUCUAGAGAAGGAAGCAUUGGAGCAUAAAGACCGGGAAGACUAUGUGCCCUACACUGGAGAGAAGAAAGGGAAAAUUUUUAUCCCCAAACAGAAACCUGUGCAGACUUUCACAGAAGAUAACAUAUCUCUUGAUCCAGAGUUAGAAGAAGCUUUGACAAGUGCCUCUGACACGGAACUGUGUGACCUUGCAGCUAUCCUUGGGAUGCACAAUCUGAUUACAAACACUCAGUUCUGUGAUGUGGUGGGAAGCAGUAAUGGUGUCGACCAAGAACAUUUUUCAAAUGUGGUAAAAGGGGAAAAGAUUCUUCCAGUGUUUGAUGAGCCACCAAAUCCAACCAAUGUUGAAGAGAGUUUAAAGAGAAUUAAGGAAAAUGAUGCCCGUCUUGUUGAAGUUAAUUUGAAUAAUAUUAAAAAUAUCCCAAUUCCAACUCUAAAAGAUUUUGCAAAGACUUUGGAAACCAACACACAUGUGAAACAUUUCAGUCUUGCGGCCACCAGGAGCAAUGACCCCGUGGCUGUUGCAUUUGCAGACAUGCUGAAAGUGAACAAAACUUUGAAGAGUUUAAAUAUGGAGUCCAACUUCAUCACAGGCACUGGGGUUUUAGCACUGAUUGAUGCUUUGAGAGACAAUGAGACCCUGACAGAGCUCAAGAUCGACAAUCAGAGACAGCAGUUGGGCACAGCUGUAGAAUUAGAAAUGGCUAAGAUGCUUGAAGAAAAUACGAAUAUCCUUAAAUUUGGGUAUCAGUUUACACAGCAGGGACCCCGAACCAGGGCAGCCAAUGCUAUAACGAAAAACAACGACUUAGUGCGCAAGAGGAGAAUUGAAGGAGACCACCAGUAAGAAUGCUGAGGGUAACCUUGGAAGCCUGCAGCUCACCAGAGGCUCCUGUUGGGACAGCAAGAUGUAAAAACUUCCUGGGGAGAAGGGAAAAGACUGGAAAUCUUUUUUUUUUUUUAACUAUAUGCAUUAUUUUCCUAGCUUAAGGUAUUAUAUUUGAUUUGUAAAAUCAGUGAUGGGUAGAAUUAUAUUUGUAGCCUUUCUACUGAAAUCAUUUUAAUUUAGCUUAAUUGAAUGGCUUAUAAUUUUUAGAUAAAAAUUUAGAAGUCAUGUAAAUAAGAAUAAUUUUGAACACCUUGAGGACCAAUCUUUUUCAAUCAAAAAGGGACAUUGCUGACUCAGUGUUGCUCCUUACACAUAAAGGGUAAGGCACAUGGCAGUUUCCUUUUUAAAAAAUCCAUGAAUUUGGCAAGAGUUUGCUUUUUCCUUAUUAGGGAAAUAAAUUUUCAGAAUUUUAAAAGAUGGCUCAGCAUCUGAUUUAUCUCCAUAAGCCAGCGCAGGCCUCCAGGAGACAGACCGGUCUUCCUCUGGGAGACAGAAUGGGCCACUGUGUUGCAGGCUUCUGGUCUUGUCCACUGAGCCUCAGCUACACUGGGGUUUUUGUUUGUUUGUCUGUCUGUUUGUUAAUACUCUGUAAUACUGCCCCACUGCCUGCCUUGUUUAGAAGUAUAGUUAUAUCUAAGAUUACUACAGUAUUUCAUCUUGUGGGCAUUAAAUUUUUGGAAAAGCUAAUGGUUAAAGAGCAUCAAAGUAGAGAGGUUAUUUUCUUCCCCAUAAAAGGCUCUUGGGCAAUACUCAGUUACUUAGAGUAAAAGAAAAAAGAAAGGUGCUGUUAGAUAUAGGAGGGAGUUCAAGCCCAAGAAACUCGCAACAUGGCCAUUAAAGCUGGUGAGCACUGUCAGUUAGAAAGUAAGACAAAGACAUGAGCUCCUAUAAUCCUAGCACUCGGGAAGCUGAGAAAGGAAUAGUUCCAGAUGUUCAAAGCCAGCCUGGACUACAUAGGAAAUUCCAGGUUAGCUUGGACUACAGAUAUGAGAACCCAGGUCAAGAAAAGAAAAACCUGUACUGUGUGGUAAAACGUUCCAUACGUGAUUGCAUAGGUGCACUGCAGCAUUGCAUGCAUAGAGUUACCCCACUUGCACAGUGUUCCAGCCAAUCGCAAGAACUGCCAUUCUUCAGAAAUCCAACUUUAGCAGAUGCUGCCUUUCAUCUUGUACCUUUAAAAAUCCAUAUGGUUAAAAAAAAUUCCUAUAGCAUAGAUUAUGUUUAUCACCCAGGCAUAGAGUGAGGACUUGAGAGCACUCUGCAGACUGGGGUUGGGCAAGGCUGCACACUGAUGCCCUGUCCCAGAGCAGCUCCUACAGAGGGAGUAGCAGAGGCGUUCACGGCCACGGGCAACAGAGGAAAAGGUCCAGUAUGAAUCCGUUGACUUUGCUUAUACCAUUCCAGUUCUGUUCUAUAGUACGUUAUAUAACUGAAGAAAAUACUUCUUUAUAAGUAACUUAAGUCUGAACUCAUUUGAUUAAAUAGAUAUGUCUUAAGAAUUAUAAUGGAAAGCCGGGCGGUGGUGGCGCACGCCUUUAAUCCCAGCACUCGGGAGGCAGAGGCAAGCGGAUCUCUGUGAGUUCGAGACCAGCCUGGUCUACAAGAGCUAGUUCCAGGACAGGAACCAAAAGC
Messenger RNA from Microtus oregoni (creeping vole), 3056 nucleotides. RefSeq names its product tropomodulin 3 (gene Tmod3). The record is from RefSeq and is a predicted model, not a curated record. The transcript has 11 exons. NCBI's taxonomy places the organism in Eukaryota, Metazoa, Chordata, Mammalia, Rodentia, Cricetidae. Gene Ontology annotation, cellular component: striated muscle thin filament; myofibril. Gene Ontology annotation, biological process: pointed-end actin filament capping; myofibril assembly; muscle contraction. Gene Ontology annotation, molecular function: tropomyosin binding. The coding region runs from base 324 to 1382 and encodes 352 amino acids.